This is a messenger RNA of Condylura cristata (star-nosed mole), 6743 nucleotides long. It is a transcript of the gene PHF21A, whose product is annotated as PHD finger protein 21A. Gene Ontology annotation, cellular component: histone deacetylase complex. The record is from RefSeq and is a predicted model, not a curated record. Gene Ontology annotation, biological process: negative regulation of transcription by RNA polymerase II. Gene Ontology annotation, molecular function: chromatin binding. The transcript has 19 exons. The coding region runs from base 346 to 2388 and encodes 680 amino acids. NCBI's taxonomy places the organism in Eukaryota, Metazoa, Chordata, Mammalia, Eulipotyphla, Talpidae.
UUUACUGGAAAUACUGUUACUCAUUUUGAUUUUGGAGCUGCCUCAGAAAUACUCUUCUUCUGCUUACAUGAAGAGCUCUAAAUGUUAUCCAGCAGGAGGUGCUACAACAAGAUAAAGCAAAUCUUUGAAUUUUGAGGGUUUUGCUGUUUAUUACAGCUCUACUUAACUUCAGCUAAGCUACAGGAUUUAACAACUUAAAGUUCCAGAAAGAUUUUCAAGAGCAAGAGAGUUGAAGGAGAGCCAGUUUCCCCAAAAUUGCUGCUGUGAGAAGAAUUUGUUAUUUUAAACAGAGGCUGAAGAAACGAUAGAAUUAGCAAACAUAAGAGAAAGUGGAGAAGGUGGAGGAUGGAGUUGCAGACUCUACAGGAGGCGCUUAAAGUGGAAAUUCAGGUUCACCAGAAACUGGUUGCUCAGAUGAAGCAGGAUCCACAGAAUGCUGAUUUAAAGAAACAGCUUCAUGAACUCCAAGCCAAAAUCACAGCUUUGAGUGAGAAACAGAAAAGAGUGGUUGAACAGCUCCGGAAAAACCUGAUAGUAAAGCAGGAACAGCCAGACAAGUUCCAAAUACAGCCAUUGCCACAGUCUGAAAACAAACUACAAGCAGCACAGCAGCAACCACUGCAGCAGCUACAGCAACAACAGCAGUAUCACCACCACCACGCCCAGUCGGCUGCACCUUCUCCCAACCUGACCGCUUCACAGAAGACUGUAACUACAGCUUCUAUGAUUACCACAAAGACACUACCUCUCGUCUUGAAAGCAGCAACUGCGACCAUGCCUGCCUCUGUUGUGGGCCAGAGACCUACCAUUGCUAUGGUGACCGCCAUCAACAGUCAGAAGGCUGUGCUCAGCACUGAUGUGCAGAACACACCAGUCAACCUCCAGACGUCUAGUAAGGUCACUGGACCUGGGGCAGAGGCUGUCCAAAUUGUGGCAAAAAACACAGUCACUCUGCAGGUUCAGGCAACCCCUCCUCAGCCCAUCAAAGUACCACAAUUUAUCCCCCCUCCUAGACUCACUCCACGUCCAAACUUUCUUCCACAGGUUCGACCCAAGCCUGUGGCCCAGAAUAACAUUCCUAUUGCCCCAGCACCUCCUCCCAUGCUUGCAGCUCCUCAACUUAUCCAGAGACCCGUCAUGCUGACCAAGUUCACCCCCACGACCCUCCCUACUUCCCAGAAUUCCAUCCACCCAGUCCGUGUUGUCAAUGGGCAGACUGCAACCAUAGCCAAAACGUUUCCCAUGGCCCAGCUCACCAGCAUUGUGAUAGCUACUCCAGGGACCAGACUCGCUGGACCUCAAACCGUACAGCUUAGCAAGCCAAGUCUUGAAAAACAGACAAUUAAAUCCCACACAGAAACAGAGGAGAAACAAACAGAGAGUCGCACCAUCACUCCACCUGCUGCACCCAAACCAAAACGGGAGGAGAACCCCCAGAAACUUGCCUUCAUGGUGUCUCUAGGGUUGGUAACACAUGACCAUCUAGAAGAAAUCCAGAGCAAGAGGCAAGAGCGAAAAAGAAGGACAACGGCAAAUCCUGUCUACAGCGGAGCAGUCUUUGAGCCAGAGCGUAAGAAGAGUGCAGUCACAUACCUGAACAGUACAAUGCAUCCCGGGACCCGGAAGAGAGGUCGUCCUCCAAAAUACAAUGCAGUGCUGGGGUUUGGAGCCCUUACCCCAACAUCCCCCCCAUCCAGUCAUCCUGACUCCCCUGAAAAUGAAAAGACAGAGACCACAUUCACUUUCCCUGCACCUGUUCAGCCUGUGUCCCUGCCCAGCCCCACCUCCACAGACGGUGAUAUCCAUGAGGAUUUUUGCAGUGUAUGCAGAAAAAGCGGCCAGUUGCUGAUGUGUGACACGUGUUCCCGUGUGUAUCACCUGGACUGCUUAGACCCUCCCCUGAAAACGAUUCCUAAGGGCAUGUGGAUCUGUCCCAGAUGUCAGGACCAGAUGCUCAAGAAAGAAGAAGCAAUUCCCUGGCCUGGAACUUUAGCAAUUGUUCAUUCCUAUAUCGCCUACAAAGCAGCAAAAGAAGAAGAGAAACAGAAGUUACUUAAAUGGAGUUCAGAUUUAAAACAAGAACGAGAACAGCUAGAGCAGAAGGUGAAACAGCUCAGCAACUCUAUAAGUAAAUGCAUGGAAAUGAAGAACACCAUCCUGGCCCGGCAGAAGGAGAUGCACAGCUCCCUGGAGAAGGUAAAACAGCUGAUCCGCCUCAUCCACGGCAUCGACCUCUCCAAACCUGUAGACUCUGAGGCCACGGUGGGGGCCAUCGCCAAUGGCCCGGACUGUACCCCGCCUGCCAAUGCCACCACCUCCACGCCGGCCCCCUCCCCCUCCUCCCAGAGCUGCACAGCGAACUGUAACCAGGGGGAAGAGACUAAAUAACAGCCCCGCUAGGAGAAGCCACGGGAUCCCGGCGGCAAGGAGAGCAGAACACUGAAGACUCUAGAAAAGCAAAGCCGGAUUUCUUCUGGAAAGUACAGAAUUCUUUUGGUUCUUUGGUUCCAGAGAGAGAGAAGAUGCUUGUGCCAGGUGGCACCAGAGCUUGCCAAUUGAUCCUUCUUAUUCUGUGUGUACAUGCAAAGAUUGGACCAUGUUACAUGAAAUAGUGCCAGCUGGAGGUUCUUUGCCAGCACCAUGCCAAGUGAAAUAAUAUAUUUACUCUCUCUAUUAUACACCAGUGUGUGCCUGCAGCAGCCUCCACAGCCACGAUGGGUUUGUUUUUGUUUGUUGGGUGGGGAGCAGGGACGGGCGGAGGGAGGAGAGCAGGUUUCAGAUCCUUAUUUGCCCAGCAGUUUGUUUAGGUAGAAAAGACAAGUCCAAAGAGUAUGUGGGCUUUCCUGUUUCUAAACUUUCACUACUAUAAAACCAAAAACGGAAAUCGAGAUUUAGCCAACCCCAGUGCCCAGAGGAGGGGUGGGGAGGGGACGGGAGGGAACAGGGUGGGAAAGUCCAUCAAAUGCAGUAUUCACGUUGUCUGGGCGCCGAGCGCUGGUGCUCUCCAGCGAGCCAGCGGACAGCAGAGCAGCCGCCUCCUGAGCAUGUGACUCCCCACGGGGGCGCCCCACUUCCCAAGUUCCUUCCCUGCUUUGGCAAAUUGGCGAGCGUCCGCGGAUGAUCCGGCUCUUCCCUCCCCAGAACAGCAGAGCCAGGCCCUGCGGCCUGGAGCAGGGGAGAAGGGGGGGUGUCAGGGAAGGGAAAGGUGGAUCAGUGAUUUUACUUGAAAACAAGCUCCAUCCCUUUUCUAUAUUUAUAAGAAGAGAAGGUCCUGAGCGAAGCAGCACGCGACCCAGGUGUGUGUGAAGCGAAUGGAGACGUUUCUUUUCUCUUUUUUUAAUUCGUUUUUGUUCUUGUUCUUUUUCCUUUUUAAAGAAAAGUUUUAUUUUGUCAUUUAUUUUACUUUUUUGGUAACAAAAACUAAAAUAAGGAAUAGAAAAGCUGUUUUUCAGGCUGACAGUCCACUUAAGGGUAGUCGAGACCUUGCAUGGUAGAGUAGGAACCCUAGUGUCAGUGAGGUCAGUGAGUACGUGUGAGUCCUUGUGUCAUCGUCGGGGCACUUUUUUUAUGCAAGGGCAAAAAUCUUUGUAUCUGGGGAAAACAACAACAACAACUUUUUUUUAAAUUAAAAAGGAAAAUAAAGAUAUUGAGGUCUUCCUAGUGUUACUUAAAUUAAGAUCAAGGUAAGAAACAUUGUAAAAAAAAUUACAAAAGUGCUAUUUGUUUCCUAAAAACAGUGAUUUCUAUUAAAAAGGUGUCAGAACUGGAGAAAAUGCUGUGUAGUUAUAAUUUUUCAGCACAGAACCUGCUGACCAUGAUUUGCUGUGUCUGUGUCCCAAGACUGGUGGGCCAGUCUCCAUGCUUUCUCUCCUGCAGAGGGCCGCCGCCGCCGCGGCAGCCGGCCCUCUGCCUCCUCAGAAGAGAUGUCCCCUUUUCUUAAGUGCAGGGAUCUCGGCUCCUCUUCUGGAAGCUCCAGCGGAGCGUGGAUGGUAGCAGGGCCCUCCCUGUUGUCCCCUCGGAAGUUGCUAGAACAAAAGGCUGGUGCCUCAGUAAGACCCUUCCUUUGGUGCUGCUCUCGGUCUUUCAGCCACCAGCAUUAGGGGCGCCUGGGGACGACGCUGAAGGAGACAGGCGAGGCCAGGUGCCCACCUACCUGCCCGCCCCUGGUGGGAGGGUGCAGGGCACAGGCUGCUGCAUCAGUCCUUGGUGCUUAGAAAGAACAAAGGAGCGAGAGGUCUUGAGGGUGCAUGGUGUCUCCCAGACAGACAGCCCGGCGGCCUUUGUGUCUUCUUGCCUUGGGAGAGAGUCUGACUCUCCAGUCCGCACUCUGCCUGCCGGCUCCAGGCACCAGAUGGAAUUUAGUCUACCUUGUUCCCCCACAAGCUUCCUGGGGGGCCUUUGGCCAGAAGUGCUGCGCUUGCCUCGGCUUAGCCUUUCUCCUUCUUGAGAAAACCAAGGUUCUGAGAGACUCGGAUCAUUCCUGUCAUCUUGCCUUGUGGGGAUGCAAGAGCCCUUGGCCAGUGGUGUGCAUCUGACUGAUAGAAGCCAGGCAGAGGCUCUGCACCCUAGGGCCCCUCCCCUCCUCGUACCUUCUCUCCUGAGCCCACACCAUGCCCCAGGAUGACCAGAGCCUGGGAAGAGCAGAAAAGGGCCUACCGGCUUCUCCCUCACCCAGUUAGGCUCAGAGAGACCAAGAGGAUCCUGAAGCCAGCACAACAGCGAGAUGCCCUUAGGUAAAAGCGCCAGGCUUCCCCCAGCCCUGUGUGUUCAUCUUCCCAGAGCUGUUGGAGGAAGGUUGAGAGCGGCUGCACAGGGCACAGGCUGUGACAUUCCUGGAAGAGAGGAGCUCCCUUUUCUCAUGCAGAAACCGAGGUGCUAAGUGUAGUCCGGAGCUGAGCUCGAGAUGCCUGGACUCGCCAGCCGCCAGGCUGGCAGCUGGCAGAGGUGCAGAGCCCAGCCUGCUGUGCACCCUGCCUUAGAGCGCUGUCGUCUGACUUGUCUGGGCCGGCUGGGGUGGGGGAGGAGUGCCGCACACUUGGAGUUGGGCAGUUAGCUGAAACCUUCCCUCAGAAAGGAGCUGCCUGUAGAUUCUCAAGGGGCUUGGACAGGCUCAGGAGUGGGCGACCGUCCCACCUGCUGCUGUGAGCACGUCACGGUCUGGCCUGGCCUGGGCUGGGCUGUUUCUUCCCAAAGCGCAAGCAUGCGCUGCCUGGGACUCGGCUAGUGUGGAGUUCAAGAUGCAGCCCUCCCCCCUUCCCACAUCUGGACUGGAGUUCCAGAGCAUUGCUUACUACGAAGGCUUUAACCCUUCUCCUUCACUGUUGUGGCAAGACAAGACCCUCUCUCUGUGCCCCCCAGCCAGUGGGCGCCAGUGACCACCUGAAGCACACACUCCUGACGGCCCCGCUGAGCUGCCUCCACCUUCUCUUCCUCCUUUCCGAUGUCCUCACUUGGCCUCCGACAGACGCAUCUGAGACCAGCGGGCUCUGCAGUCACUUCAGAGGCCUCCUUGCUGGUCUGGGAUUAGGAAGGGCUGCGGCUCAGGCAGGCGCCUGGGGGCAGUGAGGUCAUGUUGCUGUCCUCUGCCCUCAUUCUUGCCAGGGCCGCCCGCAGGUCCUUUUUCUCUGGAGCCUGCUGGGUCUUGUCUCGCCUCCGCUGAGCUCACUCAGAGCUCUGCUCCUUCCUUCCUUCCUUCCUUAUCGGGCCUUCUGGAGCAAGCCUGCCUGUAGUGCCUGGCACAGCGACCCUUUUGGGGCAGCCUCCCGAACGGGGCUUGGCGGGCCUUACCUGUGCGAUCCCUGCAGCACGGCCUCUGCUGCCUCCAGCUGGCACCACCCAAGUGCCAGGGCUCCGUGCAGGCCACUCUGUCACUGCUUCUUCACGGCUCAGGCUCAGCUGGGUGGUGUGAAUGGGCGCACUUGCCCCUGCCCAGAGCGGCCGCGCACCCAGCUGUCCUCAGUCUGCGUGUCCAGUCCUCCUUCCUCUUCAGCCAUCUCUGAUCCUUCCUCUCCUGGGGCAUCUGGGUCUCCUUGGGCUCUCAUUCCCAGCUCCGACAAUAUGCUCUUCAGUGGUUUCUUCCCACUACCUUUUAGUCUGUGGUCUUUCUAGGUCUCCAAAGGGCUUACCUGAGAACACAAGCUGUUCAGUUAGUAGGGACGGUAGCUGGAGGACGUUUCUAGGCCUGGCUCCCAGACUCCCUAGCUGCAGCUGAAUGGAGGCAUCUUUGCGCUGUGUAAUGACUGGGCCUCCCCUCUGCCCCUCACUGGGCACCGUGGCAGGAAACAAGAAACCCCUUCCUGCUCUGACAGCCUGCCCUCAGUGUUAGCGCCUUUCCAAGAAAGGAGGGGAUGGCCCUGAUGUUCCUCUGGCCCUUCUGCGGGCGUGGAGGCUGGUAGCUGGCAGUUACCCCUCUGCAGAGCCAGGGCUGGAACUCUGAAACAGCCCUGUUCGCCAAUGCCACUUCACACCCCUCCCACGAGGCCCUUCCCGAGGACUCAGGUCCCCCCAUCGCAGCCUCUCCGGUGUCCCUGGGUGCAGAGCCCAGGGUAACCUGCAGUCAGGCAGGACGGGACGGGCAGGCCGGAGGUCGGCGAGCUCCGUCCGAGCAGAAAAGGGCCAGCCAGCCCCCAGUCCUGUCUCUUGUCCACGCCCUUUGUGAUUUCAGUCUUGGUAGAACUUGUAUUUGGAGUUUUGUGCUUCAAAAGUUUUUGUUUUUGUUUGUUUGGUUUUUGUUUUAAGGGGGU